Raphanus sativus (radish) is the source of this 1802-nucleotide messenger RNA. RefSeq lists its product as uncharacterized. The coding region runs from base 385 to 1704 and encodes 439 amino acids. The transcript is spliced from 2 exons. The record is from RefSeq and is a predicted model, not a curated record. Lineage: Eukaryota; Viridiplantae; Streptophyta; Magnoliopsida; Brassicales; Brassicaceae.
CUUGGAAAUAAGAUGGGAUUAGUUAUUUAUUUACUUUCCUUUUUACCUAAACGUAAUAUCUACUUUGCACGAUUCAGUAUCAUAAUAAAUUAGACUAAGCAUCAAGAUCAAAAGAUUCGAAUAUACACUUCACUACUUUAUUACAUCUGUCUUUCUUUAUUUUUUUUUAAUAGGAAACACAUAUUGAAUCAAAUCUUUGUCUCUCUCUGUCCGCAGAGAAUUUAUCGGGACAUGAAUCUUCUUUGACCAUCCCUUCACCUUCACUUUCCAUCAUUUCUCGGAAGAUAAAAAAGAAAUUUCAAGAGAGAGAGAGAGAAUAAUACUUUUAUCAUUACCUAACACAAGAAAAAAAAAACGAAACAAAACUCUCUGUGUAUUGGCGAGAUGGGAAACUGUGCCAUCAAGCCAAAGGUUCUCAAAGAUACCGACGAGGAUCUCGUUCCAGUUGAGCGAGACACGACGGUUCAUAACAAGGUUUCCGCGGAAAAGAAUGCUCCUAACGCGGCGGAUGAAAGAGCGGCUGCGGCACGACGGAGCGAGAAAGGAAAAGAGAUUUUGAUUGAAGAUGAUGCGGAGGAGGAUGAUCAACACAGCAAACGCCAAUCUCUCAGUCUCUUGUUUCAUGAGGACAGGGCAAUAGUAAAAGAACUAACAGGUCAUUCUCCGGCAAAACCAGUGAUUAACAACAACAACAAAAGUGAUGUUUCUUCAGAGGUUUCAAAGCCUGACGAUGUUUCUUCAGAGGUUUCAAAGCCUGACGAUGUUUCUGCUCCGGUAACUUCUAAUGUAAAAGAUCCAGAAACCUUUGAUGUCCAGACUCGAGAUGACCUCCACGUCAAGAUUCCAAAAGAAACCAAGGUCAAAACUCCUGAAACGCCUAAAGCCAAAGAAGCUAAAGAGAAAGAAGUUAAUUAUUCAGAGAACUGGGAGGUUAAGUUUCCAGAGGAAUCAGAAGAUACGAAACCAUGUGAAGUUGUCAAGGUUGCAGAAGAGUCGAAACCUCCACAAGAUUCUAAAGUUUCUGCUCCUGAUUUGGCUGAAGUGAAGGUUCCAAAAGGGCCAGAUGUUCGUGAAGUAAUGGAGGAUAAGAAUGUUUCUAAAGAUAAUAAGGUUCAUGCUCCUCCUAAAAUGUCUGAAGUGAAGAUUACAAAAGAGGCAGAUGUUCAUGAGGUCUUGGAGGAUAAGAAUGUUCCAAAAGUUUCUUCUCUUCCUGAAUCAUCUGCAGUUAAGGUUGUAAAAGAGUCAGAUGUUCCUGAAACCUUGGAAGGUAAGAAUGUUCAAGAGGUUUCUAAAGGCAAGACUGAUGAAGUUAAAGCAGCAGAGUCAGAACUUCUAAAAGUGGCAGAGGUCAAAUCUUCUGAAGAUUUAGAGAUUAAAGUUCCAAAAGUUUUUGAAGUGAAGGCUCCUGAAACAUUAUCAAACGUUAACGUUGGAUCAGAAGUGAAGACUCCUGAAACAUGGAACGUCAAGGUUGGAUUUGAAGCUAAGACUGAUCAAGAAGCAUCUGAAGUAAAGAAUAAAAAAGAAAUAGAGGUUCUAGACGCUCAAGAGAAGAUUGAUAGAUCUGAAGCACAGAUUCUUGAGGACAUUAAAGUCUCAGAAGAGAAUGUAGCAGUGACGGCUAAGGCAGAGGAAGGAGAAAAAAAUUUGUCUUUUGAGAAGAAAGUCAAAGGGGUUACAAUGUCUGAUUUAGAUAACAAAUGAGUUACAAGAGAGUCAGAGAAACUAUGUAAUAGCAUGUUUUUAUUUUGAAUUAUGGGGAUUAGUUUUCUAUUUGCAUCUGCCCCAAGUUGUACACUUUU